Molecule: messenger RNA, 2878 nt
Organism: Hemibagrus wyckioides
Lineage: Eukaryota; Metazoa; Chordata; Actinopteri; Siluriformes; Bagridae
Product: apolipoprotein L4-like
Exons: 6
Coding region: 858-2540 (560 amino acids)
Biological process (GO): lipid transport; lipoprotein metabolic process
Cellular component (GO): membrane; extracellular region
Molecular function (GO): lipid binding
Source: RefSeq, a predicted model, not a curated record
CCUUCUAUGAAACUUUUGGGCAGCGUUCCAAACCGCAUACUACAGUGUUAAAUAGCAUGUAAAACUGGUCCGAAAUGACAAGUCACUGUGCUGCACGGGGUGUAAGAUACUAGCCUUAUUCUAGCAUUGAAUUCUGGACCAUCACUUUUUAAAACUUUUUUAAAUAGAAUUGUCCUAAAUGGUAAAAUUAGGGAUGAUUGCAGUGGACAGACAUUUGUCCAGAAAAAAAAUUGUCUGUGUAUAUGGCCAAGUGUAUACAGUCCAUACAGACUUAAUCAGUGACCUAAAGUGAAUGUGUAUCCAUUUAUUCACUGAUAGAGAUUUCAAAGCACUUCUCUAAUUCACUCUGGAUAAGGAAGUCUGCCAAAUGUCGCAAAAGUAUAUUGUGUCCUUACAAAGACCCAUUUUAGACAGGGUGGUGAGAGUGGCAGGGAAUAUGGGCCAUUUAGGAACAAUAACAAUUCUUGCUACCUCUUUUACAAGAUUACAAAACUCCAAAAAUGUCCAAGGAUUUGAGAUCUAUUCUGAGUUACCAUAGCGUGAGAGAGAAAUGAUUCUUAAUGAAUCGAUUACUCUGACUCGCUCAAAAGAGUCGUUUGGAAAUGAACAGGAAGUUUGAAGCUUUAACAGUUGAGAAGACGAUAGUGUUAUCAAGGAAGAGAAAUAGAGAUAUUUCUAUUCUUCUUCUUCAACCUCUUCUUUUUUAUUUUGUAAUUUGACUUUUUUUCCCCUAUCAGAUCUUAAGAGGAGGAGGAGAGGAAGAAGAAGAAGAAGAAGAAGAAGAAGAAGAAAAAGUGAUCCAUACUGCAUCAUUUAGGGCUGAGGAAGAAGUGGAUCCAAGAAACAAAACUAGAGUUAUGAUUAAGAUGAACUCCAAAAUCAGAGAGAAACUGCAGCAGCAGCUGAGCGACUACAUCUGCGACACUCUUAAAUACACUGAAACUGUGAAUGAGUUUUGUGACAGAGAAUCAAAAUGGACCUUACAGAGAGAGACCGAGACCGAAAGGAUGAGAGACAUUAAAGACCGGGCCGAUCAAAUCACUCUGAGGUUUGAGCAUGUUCAGAAGACUGAGAACAAGACCAAAGCUUUUGGCCAAUACAUGCGCAAUAUCUUUACUCAGGUUACAGCAGAUUCCAGAAGGCAGGAGCUGGAGAAAGAGCUGGGAGAGGUUCUGGAGAAGACUUUAAAAGGCCUGGAGAAGCUCCAACACUUCCUGGAUGCAGUGGAGAAGCUCGCCGUCACAUCACUGUCUGUCUUCAGGGAUGAGAGCUUCAUGCCAAAAGGAGUGAGUUCCAUGUCCAUACGCUCAAUGAUCUCUGCAGCCAGAAUGGUGGCUCCACGCCUCGUCCACUUCAAGAGAGACGCAGGAGCAUUCUUCCUGCCGAGCCUCAGCAAUGUGGAAGUCCUGGCCAUCCAGCUGGAUAAACACAUCCAUGUCACUCAGCAGAUCUGUGAGAAGAUAGAAGAAGAAAAAUUUAAGGAGAUAUCAGGCUCUGAAGGUGUUCCUGAAUGGAAAAAUGGGAAGUCUUCACUGAAAUUUAAUUUGAACAUGACUGAGGAGUCUGUGCAGAAACUCCAUGAUCAUUUACUCCAGCUAACCAAAAUCAGGAUGGACGAGUCGUUCAGGCUGAAUUUCCUGUUCAAUAUGAAGGCACAAGACUUCAUUAAGUUAUUCAGUGAGUGUCACCCCAGAAUGCUUCAGUUCCUGUCUGAUUUAGAUGAAGCUGCAGAUCAGCUGGACAACAUGAAGAAGGGCUCCAACAUCUCCACUGUGGCUGGAAGUUCAGUUGGUAUUGCAGGAGGUGUUUUGUCCAUCGUAGGUAUAGCUCUCUCUCCCGUUACUGCAGGAGUAUCUUUGGCUCUCACACUCACAGGUGUUGGUCUCGGAGUCACCAGUGGCGUCAACAGCAUCGUUACAGGCAUUACUGAAGUGGCAGUCAACAAUCAUCAUGGAAAAAACGCCAACAGCAUCUUCACUAGCUUUAUGAAAGAUGUGCAGAAAAUCCUAGAUUGUUUGGAAGAGGUGGCCAGCACUGAGAAUCUCAGAGCAGAUGAUGGUUUAAUAGCUAAAGCUGUAAAACUGGUUGCAUGUGCUGGAGCUGUAGGAAAAAGUAUUGAUGCUAUUGUAGAUACAGCUUCAGCUGUAAAAGCUCUGAAAAGUGAGGAAGUGAUUGGAAGGGCAGUUAGUAUGGGGCUUCAGGAAGCUAACGCAGGUCGGAGCAUCCCAAAACUGGCUUCAGAUCUUCCUGACAUUGGGCAGCUGGCUAAAGGAACUCCUCUGGCCCUUUCAAAGUCAGCCAGAGCAGGGUUCAUAACUUUAAAUGCUCUCUUUAUUGGUCUGGAUGUGUUUUUAAUCUGUAAAGACAGUAUCAGUCUGUCCAAAGGAAGCAAAAAUGAAGUGGCUCAGCUCAUUCGCUCCAGAUCAGUUCUGUGGCGCUCAGAGGUGAAGGCCUGGGAGAAGAUUCAUGAUCAUCUGUGUGAAGGAAGCACAGGGUUUGACAAGAAUCAGAAAAUUCUAGAGCAGGAUUUAAGCUUUUAAAGAAUGAAUUUGACCAAAAUAUUGACCUGCAGCGAGCGUGAUUACAGUCUUUAAACAAUAAGCAGUAAAAAGUAAAAAGUUAAUGCUGUUAACAGAAUGAAUCAAACAGAAUAAAGUCUUUCACAUUCUGUACUCAGUUCAUUAUUUUCGUGCUGCUUCUGCUUCACUGUCCUGAACUGCACUGGGUCUGAAUCAUUAUCUGUUUCAUUUGAGAUUUUCUGCUCAUACAGUGGCUUCAUUUCUAUUGUUUAAAUAGACAUUUAUAAAGCUUUUUAUCUCUCAUACUAUUAAUAUACAUCUCUCAUACUAUGAUUAUGCAUUAAAGAGUCGCAAAUUGU